This is a messenger RNA of Triticum aestivum (bread wheat), 579 nucleotides long. RefSeq names its product rust resistance kinase Lr10-like. The record is from RefSeq and is a predicted model, not a curated record. Bases 1 to 579 code for a protein of 192 amino acids. Gene Ontology annotation, biological process: protein phosphorylation. NCBI's taxonomy places the organism in Eukaryota, Viridiplantae, Streptophyta, Magnoliopsida, Poales, Poaceae. The transcript has a single exon. Gene Ontology annotation, molecular function: protein kinase activity; ATP binding.
AUGCAGAUUCUGCACUUUGACAUCAAGCUGCACAACAUCCUUCUUGACAUCGAUUUCAUCCCAAAGGUUGCCGACUUCGGCCUUGCCAAGCUAUACCCAAGGGACAACAACUUUGUGCCGUUGAGCGCCCUGCGGGGAACCAUCGGGUACAUAGCUCCUGAGAUGAUAUCCCGCAGCUUCGGCGUCAUAUCGAACAAGUCUGACGUUUACAGCUUCGGGAUGCUGAUGCUGGAGAUGGCAGGAGGGCGGAGGAACGCUGACCCGGACGCAGCAGCGAACUCAAGCCGGGCAUUCUACCCAUCCUGGGUGUAUGAACGGCUUAGCAAACAGGAUCUGGGCGAGAUAUCUGUUGAGAUGCACGAGUUGGAGAGGAAACUGUGCCUUGUUGGGCUAUGUUGCAUCCAGGUUCAGUGUCACGAUCGGCCAGCGAUGAGCGAAGUCAUAGAGAUGCUCGAAGGCAGCGUGGAUGGCCUGCAGUUGCCCUCAAGGCCUUUCUUCUGUGACGAUGGGCACACCCCUGUAGUGGGGUCCUACCAUUUCUGCUCUGAGCUGAAUGGCGUUUCAGAAGAGGAUGACUGA